AAUAAAGUAAAGCUGCACAUGGAAUGAAUACCGACGAUAGUCGCAACCAGGCAAUCUAGAGACAUGGGCAACAGAUUAGUUGAAGCUCAUACAAUCAGGAAUAUGGAACCACACCGUAUCGCGUUGUCCUUUUCUACCAGUCACCCGAACCACAUUUCUUAUCAGUGGAGCUCCGAAUGGAUGUCUUAUCUCCCUGCUCCACCAUACUUGUCCCUGACAACCCACCAGGCAUCACGUCCAGCACAACCCCGAUGGAGAAAAGACCGUUAGAGGACACGACUGGCACCCACCCAGUCAAAGCCCGCCGCACUGCGCGUGCGUGUCUGCAGUGUCGCGCCAGAAAGCAACGCUGCUCUCCCAGCCCAGAGGGGCCGCAAGCACCGUGUCGCCGGUGCAGACAGCAAGCUACAGUUUGUUCCUUCCAGACUGAGCGGGCAGUGGCACUAGAUGACGUCCCGGGUCCAUCGCGCAUGGCGCAGUUGGUGGUGGAGCUGCACCAGCAGAUCAAUCACCAUGAGACCCGGAUCGCGAAACUCGAGAGACAAGCGUCUAGGGUAAAUGCAUCAGCCAAAAGACACCUCGACGUACCCGCAGAGACUCCCCACCGUCACCAACCCUUGGUAGCCACUCCAUCGCAUUCUCCGGGGUUCAGCAUGGAUGGCAUCGAUCUCGGGCCUCCAAUUGCUACUCUGCGCUCUUUGGGAGCCCUGGCCAUGAAUGAUUCCCAGGCUGGCUUUGAUCCCGUUGCACGUGGUGUUAUAUCAGUUGAAGAUGCGCAAAGUGCAAUAACCCUAUUCUUCAAUCAUUGCCACCCGUGGGCCCCAUUCUUAGGAGAUGAGAUGCGUUAUUCGUGGCAGGAUCUGCGACAUACUUCCCCAAUCUUGUUCCUGGCUAUCUGUGCUGUGGGAAUGCGCUUCCACAACCCCGAUCCGGCAAUAAACUCAUCCUUCCCCGCUCUGCUCGAUCAAGCAGUGUCGCGGCUGUUGUUGCGCCCAGCACUGUCAGAUGUGACCCUAGAUUCCAUCCGGGUGCUCCUUCUCUAUGCGCAGUGGAUGCCGUAUGCUGCCGAAGACGACCAGUCGCCCAAGAGCCGCUACAACGAAAUUAGUGCAUGGGCUGUGUUAGGUCUCGCAGUGCGCUACGCUCUUUUCCUUGGACUGGACCAGAAAGCCCUCCGGCCAUUGGCCCAUAGUCCGACCGCCCCGUUGUCUGCUGAUGAGUUCGCUCGUCUUCGCGUCUGGUACAACCUGCUGACAUGCGACUUCAACCUGAUGUUAACCUCCGGAUUACCCGCGUCCCUGGAUCCGACGGCCUCCGGGAAGCUUGCAUGUCGGUUCGGCGCUCAUCGGAUGGCACAGCAACCAGCCGACCUGCGUGUUGCCGGGCUUGUUGAGCUGGUCUCGCUGGUAUACCGGACCAUGCGACGCUGUGGUGACGUGUCUGGGCGCCAAUUGAAUGUGGAGGGAUUGCGGCAACUGUACCUGUCACUUGACGAGUGGGAGAAGACGUGGGUUGCGCGCCUUGCACAUACCGAAUCGCAGCAUAACCAGCUGCCCUUCACUUCUGUGAGGUGGUAUCGACUGGCUCUAAGUAGCGCUGCUUUGGCUCCCCUUAUGUCGGCAUCCCGUCCACCUCAGACAGUAUUGCUCCCCCGGUUGGUUCCUUUACUAGCAACCAGCGUGACAGCUGCAGUGCAAAUCUUGCUGUCCUUGUCCAACGGUGCAGAGGAGUAUAUCUGGCAAUUGGAUUCACGCGAUCCUGCCAGCUUCCGGCCAGGUGAGCUUGAAGUGGAUCGAGCCGCUGUCCAGCGGCUUCGCUACGCGGUGGACUCGACGUGGAUCUCGCAUACAUUUGCCGUUAUAUUCUUGGUUCUUUGUUACACUCGAGGUCUCAUUGACGAUGAAAUGCGAAUUCGCACCAUCCAUGACCCCUUGCUGCCUCCACCCCCCGGAUCGAUCAUUGCCCGCCCCCUACAGCUGGCGCGCGACCUCUUCGAUGCUGUCUGCUCGUCAUCUAGUUACCACCCUGCGCGCGACUUUCACACCAUCGUCCACAACGCUACCGCACUAGUGUUGUCACCCGCCGGACACGAAGGGCCCGUCGUAGACGAGCUGGCCCUACAGUCCGUACUGGACCAGAUGAACGAAGUGGGUUUUGAAUGGCCGGGUACCCUUCUGGAUCCGGACAACUUUUGGAGUAUAGACAUGAACUUCCACAAUUGA
This is a messenger RNA of Aspergillus ibericus CBS 121593, 2222 nucleotides long. Its product is annotated as Zn(II)2Cys6 transcription factor. Gene Ontology annotation, cellular component: nucleus. The transcript has 9 exons. Bases 177 to 2222 code for a protein of 681 amino acids. Gene Ontology annotation, molecular function: DNA-binding transcription factor activity, RNA polymerase II-specific; zinc ion binding; transcription cis-regulatory region binding. Gene Ontology annotation, biological process: DNA-templated transcription; regulation of DNA-templated transcription. NCBI's taxonomy places the organism in Eukaryota, Fungi, Ascomycota, Eurotiomycetes, Eurotiales, Aspergillaceae. The record is from RefSeq and is a predicted model, not a curated record.